Molecule: messenger RNA, 2017 nt
Organism: Fopius arisanus
Lineage: Eukaryota; Metazoa; Arthropoda; Insecta; Hymenoptera; Braconidae
Product: ATP synthase subunit gamma, mitochondrial-like
Exons: 3
Coding region: 36-869 (277 amino acids)
Biological process (GO): proton motive force-driven ATP synthesis
Molecular function (GO): proton-transporting ATP synthase activity, rotational mechanism
Source: RefSeq, a predicted model, not a curated record
CUGAGCGAUUCAAGAUUCUUACUGCGUGACGUGGCAUGUCUUCAUUAAAAGUCAUAAAGAAUCGUAUAAAAUCCGUGGAGAACACGAAAAAAAUCUCCAGAACGAUGAGAUUAGUAUCAGCAGCGAAGUAUGUAAAAGCGGAACGUGACCUAUCAUGUGCCAGAACUCUUGGCACUAGUCCUCAGUACUUUUUUGAGGCUGCAGGUCUCAAAGUAGACCUUCAACCAAAAUCCAGGUUAGUCCUAGCUGUAAGUGGAGACCGAGGGCUUUGCGGAGCUAUUCAUUCGGGUAUUGCAAAGGCUGUUCACAUGUCAGUCGAGACCUUGAAGCUGACUACAAGUGCUCCGAUAAAUUUAAUUUGUAUCGGAGAGAAGUCAAGAGUCAUUUUAGCCCGUUUUUAUGCCAAAAAAAUGCUUUGGACUGCCUCGGAAAUCGGAAAGAAACCGUCGACGUUCAUUGAUGCAUGUCGAAUAGCCCAGAGAAUUUUUAAAUCCUUGGAGGAUCACACAUUUUCACAAAUACAAGUUUAUUACAACAAAUUUAUCAACCCAAAUGUCUCCAUCGUCUCCACCAUCGACCUUUUCGACCGUCUGUCAAUUAUAUCAGCCCCAAAAUUCGUUCUCUACGAUGGUCUGGAUGAUAAUACUGUGGACUGUUGGGUCGAGUUCACGUUUGCAACGAUCAUAUACUUAGUCCUGAAAGAAUCAUCAGUGGCUGAGCACGCAGCACGCAUGACUGCAAUGGACAAUGCUACUAAAAACGCUUCCGAGAUGAUAAAAAAAUUGCAACUGAAAUUCAAUAGGACGAGACAGGCUGCUAUUACUGCAGAACUUAAUGAAAUCAUUUCUGGCGCUAGUGCGAUCCGGUAAUGGAUAAAUUCAUUAUAAAAAAUAUUAUUGAGGAAACAUUGAGUUCGGCAUUUGAAAACCAACAUAAACAAUUCUUUUGAUUUAGGAUAAUUAUUUCAUUGAGGAGGGUUGGAUUCUUAUUAGGUAAUUGAUGAUAAAUAAUUGAUAAACAUUGUUUGAAACUAGUUAUUUUUAGAAUAACAUUAUAAGACACGUGUAUUUCUUAAAGCUCUCUCAUAAUGACGUACAAUUUGCGUUUUUUAAUUGAGUCUUUAGCAAAUUCAUGGAAUUACUAUGCAAUUUCUUUUUCUUUUUUUUUGGUUUGAGGAUUUUUGCCGUAUUAAAAAAAAUAUUUACAGUAAUUAAUGAACUUUAGGCACGAAUAAUCCUGCUGCUUACAUAGAUAUUUGGCCGUAGAUUUUUUUCUGAUUUUGAAUUCAAAAUGUGCAAUUACAUACAAUUUCGCAAUAUGUGGAAGUGGACGAGCUCGGAUGAAUUACGGUGUAAAGUAAUUGAUUUCGAAAAUAGGUUCAACGGAUUUUAAACAUAAAACAAUCCAGUGAUUUUAGGAAAUAACAUUACAUUGUCUCCUAGCUUUUUAAAUGAUCGCAACAAAAAUGAGCAAGUUACACAAGUAUGAGUUUCAUUCAUUACGAAUAUUUUAUCAGUGAAUAUAAAAUGCCCAGUCCCUGAAGAAAGUGUAAGCCUUUUUUUUAAACCUAUUCUUAGUAUUGUUAUUUCGACCAAUUAGUGAUGUAUUCAAUGCCGUAAAGUAGUUCUUGAGUAAAACUAAACUAAUUAUUUUCGCUUUUUGAAUUUCAAUCAAUUGUUCCACUUAAUUAAGAAAAGAUCCGUAAAGGGCGUGCAUAGAAAUGAGAAUGCCAUGUUCCACGCGAAAAUCCCUUGCCAAAGCUAAGGAUUUUUAAUUCUUUGGAAUUUGACAUAUUUCACACAUCACAUGAUUUUCAAAAAAUAUUAGAUUAUUUUGAAAUCCUUGUCAAAUAGGAAAUGUAGUACUUGCAUUCUUCUAACAUAAAAGACUGAUAUCCGUUUUCCUAGAUCUAAAUGCCAAAAGUAAGGCGCAGAAUACGUGUACACUUGGGAAAUCAAUUGUAAUUGUGAUUUCAAGCCUUCUUGCGAAAGUAAAAGUGUGCCAAGUUACAAAAAAA